AUGUGCUGCCAGGGAACCAGCAGGCAGUGCACCGACAGACCGCCAGAGAGGGAGGGAGAGAAGGGGAAAGUGACAGACCAAACUCCAGAGAAGAUCCCAGAGGGCAGUAGUAGCGGCACCGGCGGCGCCACAGCCCGAUCUCUGGACCUCCCAGUCUGCAGCACCAGGAUGGGCUGCACCACGGGCCACCUGGCCUGCCAGUCGCAGCCCCCAGCCACCUCAGGGCAGGAGGGACAGUCCUUGGAAGCUGGUGGCGCCAAGGUCCCGGAGGUGCUCUCCUCCCUAGAGCGUUUGUCCCAAGCCACCGGGGGCAUGGAGAAGUCCUGGUACCGCUGCAUCUUUCCUUUCGGCAUCAUCUCCCUGGUGAUUGGAGUAGCAGGAACCGGGGUGACCUACACCUACAAUGACCUGCCACAGACCAAAGUGGUGUCUGUCGUGCUACUUAUCGUGGGUCUAGUGCUGGUGCUGACAGCUAGUGUGUGCUGGACCGUCCACAAGAAGAAGAAGAGGAAAAAGAAAGAGGGAGGCUCCUUUACUUCUGAACAGUGCCCCCUGUGAUGAACUAUGGAAGUUUGGGGAAAGGACUUAAGAGGAGAGAGAGAAAGAGAGAGAGAGAAGAGAGCUAGAGGCCAGGGCCGGGAGCUUUGGGGCUAUUGAGGAAAUGCUGGCGCUCCCACCUCGCUAGUCUUCAUGGUGGACCUUGUGCCCAGCUGAUACCGGAUGGAACUUGGAAUUGCAGCAAAAGAGAGGCAAAGAGACAGCCAGAUGGAGAGGAUAUGUGUUUGUUUGUGUGUAUGUGUAUAUAUAUGGAGUGUGUGUGUGUGGGGGGGGGGGCUACAGAGUUGGGAGCAUUUUAGGAUCGGGAGAUGGAGGGAUCAGCGCCACCUCUCACGCUCCUUUAUCAUCAGACAGCUGGUGUCCGGUGUCAAAACAACCUCCGAGGAGACAUGUACACAAACACGCAAAACGCACACACACACACACGCACAGAUGUACAAACACACGACUGCGCGGUCCGCUCGUAUAAUUGCACGAGCUCGCCCGGCGGGAGCUCACGCGGACAACUCCGACACAGUAUGCGGAGCUGCUGCCGGAGUCGGUGCUGGCGUCACCAGGAACGUCAGUCGCGGCAUUCCUCCUGCCGGGACAGGUGACCGCCCAAGAGGCCGGAAUUGGGCCAGGGAGGGCAACCCGACACCUGGUCGAAAGAGGAGUGCACCCGCGUCAGCAGCCCACGUCAUUCACUCGUCCUGUGACACCGCAGCAAUGUGUUGGGGCUUUUUUUACGCAAUGGGAGCGUGGAACCUGAGUCCAGCAGGAUCUUACUGGCAGCUGUGUGGACGAGGAGCUGGCUAGGGCAGAUGGUCUUCUGGGGAAUUGCAGUGUGUGUGUGUGUGUGUGUGUUUAUUAACGUAUGUGUUGGUAUCGCAGAGAAAUUCUGAUGACCUGAAAGUCUGCUGGAUGUAGCGUUCAUUUACGAGGAGCACACAUACAGCCACAAGUCCACGUCUCUGUGCGGCCCCAUGGCCAAGGCGGAGAACUCUCCAGAAAAGCAAAGCAGUGAGGAAACAAGACUCUUCACAUGUCAUGGGGCCUUUUGUUGGUCUUGCUCCACAAAAUAAAAGCAGAGGGUCUGACUGACUUGGCUCUGCAUAGUGUAUAUGCGGGGAACCUCUCGAGGCAGGGCAGGCCAGGAUUCCUGAAGGACACUGCCUAAGGAUACAUGCCACUGCAGGGACACUUUGACUGAGCCUGCUCCCCGGGAGCCCCUCCUGUUCGGUGCCUCAAGCUAGCACUAUUGGAAAAAGGCUCUACCGCGUUGCCCCGUUUCCAUCUGCGCUCCGGAGAAUUCCCCCCCCCUCUCUCUCCCUCUUCUUUUUACCCCAACAGGACCCCCCACCACCACCACCAUUUAUACACCCACCCACCCCUCCUUCCCCAUCGCUCCACAAGCCCCCCCCCCCGGCUUUCUCUUCCGAUCUCGCUCUCAGCCCCAUCAUGACAGCCACGGAGCAGCUGUGUGCCGCAGCACGACACCCCCAUUAAGACUCACACGUACAACUUAGCACCGAGCCCCAACUGGACACGGCCAUUUUCCUCCCCCCUUUUCUGCCUCUUUGUGCUGUAGAUUCAGAUUCUCUCGCCUUGACAGAGGAAUGAGCAUUGGCACCGAGGGACUGGCAAAUCCACUCCGUCACUGUGACGACACUGUAGGCACUGGACUCAGUCUCUGGUGUAUAUUGAUGAGUGUGUGUGCGUGUGUGUGUGUGCGUGUGUGUGCGUGUGUGCUGGGGAUUCCCUCUCUUAAGCCGCUGUGCUUUGUUGGGGGGGCGGGGGGUCUGGAAUGUGACUGCGUUUAUGAAUCGGUGCUGGUCGAUUGUGUGGCGGUCUCACGGGAUGUAGACCCGCAGCGCGUCCGUUUACUCGCGUCUAGAACAUUCUCCUGCUUUUCGCCCGAACGUAACAAAAGGCGGAGGGGACGAGGAGGGGACGAGGAGGAGGGGGGGGAGAGCGCACGACGUGUUCACCAAGCAGCGCAGGAAAGAAAAAAGAAAAGGGGUCCGUCCUCUCCGCGUCCCCUCUGCAAAGCUAUGCGCGGAGGGGAGAGCCGUAUCGAUCUCGUUCGAGACCAGGGACACUUGCGUGCGUGUAAAGCGUGUCUGUGCAUAAAGAGGGCGGCGGGGGGGGGGCGGCUGCUGACGAACCGCCCAAGACCCGUUCGUGGGUCCGGCUCGCUCGCCAGUGCCGUGCACGCACGAUCUGUCACGCCAAGUCGCAGCCCAAUUGUGUCGGCGGAUGCCCCAUUGUGCCGUUAGCCGCCGGCCAACAGUUCACACACUUGAUGGGGAGGGAAUCGACGAGAAAGAGGAAAGGGUGGAGGAGAGCAACGAGAGCCUGGGAAGCCGUGCCCUUCAGCUCGUGUUCAGCAGAGGGGAGACGAAACUCGCGCUAGAUUCGGAUCUGCUCGCCGGGAAGCGACGCGAUCAUUCUUCAGGGGAAGCGGCGGAUGAAGCGGAGGAAGCUGCGGUGACGUCACGCGUGGACAGAAAGUUUUGCUCCAUCUGCCUUUUAUCUUUUCUUGUUUUUGUUCUAUGACGCCGGCAGAAGCCAGGGCACCGGGCCACCGAGUAGGAGCCCUCUCUUCUAUCCUCC
This is a messenger RNA of Lampris incognitus (smalleye Pacific opah), 3153 nucleotides long. RefSeq names its product transmembrane protein 100. Gene Ontology annotation, biological process: cellular response to BMP stimulus. NCBI's taxonomy places the organism in Eukaryota, Metazoa, Chordata, Actinopteri, Lampriformes, Lampridae. The transcript has 2 exons. The record is from RefSeq and is a predicted model, not a curated record. Bases 1 to 558 code for a protein of 185 amino acids.